GAGCCGUCUUCCUGUAUUUUUCAACUUGCCAUUUGACCCUGAAGUGUAGGCGGAAGAAUACAUGUGGACAAAAUACUGGGGUGAUGACAAAUACACUGUUGGUGACUGUAAUCUCGUGUUUUGCUGUAUUGUAUCAUAAACAGAGGCAUUCCAGGGAAGAAAUGCGGGACCAUUAUUGUGAAAGCUGAGGAGCUGAACAACUGCAGGGAAUCAGUGAUGAUGCAGUUCUGUGGAAACAAGUUGGACAAAAAGGAUUUCUUUGGCAAAUCCGACCCCUUCCUGGUCUUCUACAGGAGCAACGAGGACGGCACGUUUACCAUCUGCCAUAAGACAGAGGUGGUGAAGAAUACACUGAACCCUGUUUGGCAGGCUUUUAAAAUCCCCGUUCGUGCUCUUUGCAACGGUGAUUAUGACAGAACAAUCAAGAUCGAGGUGUACGACUGGGACAGAGACGGCAGGUAAAUACUUCCAGUGUUAUAGUAAUAAGUCAUAUUUUACAUUACAGGCUCCAGAAGCUCACUUCA
Messenger RNA from Neolamprologus brichardi, 524 nucleotides. Lineage: Eukaryota; Metazoa; Chordata; Actinopteri; Cichliformes; Cichlidae. The record is from RefSeq and is a predicted model, not a curated record.